AUGGUAGAAAUCGUAAUUACGAGCGAACAAGAAGCUUUAAAAUAUGCCAAUGGAGGCAUUAAGAUUAAAGACAAAAGUACUUAUGGUUUCCCAUCUCUUGGACCAAAUCUUGAUCACAUAUUCUCUUAUUGCCCUGAGUGCAAGUCUCUUAUAUAUGAAAAAUGCAAUAUAUCUAAACAUAUCUGCAAUUGCUUUCUUGAGAGCAAUCAUGCACUUAAGCGCACUAAAUACAACCUGUCAGAUGACUCUGAAACUGAGAAUUAUAGUAAGGAUUGCUCUGAGGUAUUUGAGAUUCUUUAUGAGCUAAUAUCUCAAUAUUGA
This is a messenger RNA of Phycomyces blakesleeanus NRRL 1555(-), 321 nucleotides long. RefSeq lists its product as hypothetical. The transcript is spliced from 2 exons. NCBI's taxonomy places the organism in Eukaryota, Fungi, Mucoromycota, Mucoromycetes, Mucorales, Phycomycetaceae. The record is from RefSeq and is a predicted model, not a curated record. The coding region runs from base 1 to 321 and encodes 106 amino acids.